Coniosporium apollinis CBS 100218 is the source of this 1890-nucleotide messenger RNA. RefSeq lists its product as uncharacterized. Lineage: Eukaryota; Fungi; Ascomycota; Dothideomycetes. Gene Ontology annotation, biological process: iron-sulfur cluster assembly. The coding region runs from base 1 to 1890 and encodes 629 amino acids. Gene Ontology annotation, molecular function: 4 iron, 4 sulfur cluster binding. The record is from RefSeq and is a predicted model, not a curated record. Gene Ontology annotation, cellular component: cytosolic [4Fe-4S] assembly targeting complex. The transcript is spliced from 2 exons.
AUGAGCGCCAUCCUCUCAGCAGACGACCUGAACGACUUCAUAUCCCCAGGUGUAGCGUGCAUCAAGCCGAUUGAAACUUUGCCCGAGAAGGCAGACGGCCCGAAUCCAUACGAAGUCACUACUGAAGACAAGGCCGCGGCCUCCAAACCUCCACCCGCCUCGAUAUCCCUCACGGACUGCCUCGCCUGUUCCGGCUGCGUCACGUCCGCUGAGGCCGUCCUCGUAUCUCUUCAGUCACACAAUGAGGUCCUGAACACGCUUGAUGCGCACCCUCCGCUGCAAUUACCGUGGGCGCCAUAUGCAUACAAGAAUGUUGCAACCAACAGCACACACGGAGGUCUUGACGAAGGGAUGGAGGGAUUCGAUGACGAGACUCUACGAGGCAAGCUCUUCGUUGCCAGCGUUAGCCCUCAAGUUCGAGCCAGUGUAGCCUCCACCUACAACGUCAGCGAGGGCGAAGCUGGUAACAUGAUCUCGCACCUCCUCAGCGGACCUACAGGCCUUCGGUCGGGCGGCGUGUAUCGAAACGGCUUCACCUGGAUCAUCGACGCAAAUACCCUGCGCUCUGCGGCCCUCGUAGCCGCGGCCGAGGAAGUCGAUUCCGCGCUCGCUAACCCUUCCGCUGCUGCUGCAGGCGCAGAAGGUUCGAUGGAUACGAAACCGAAGAAACCGAUCCUUACAUCCGCAUGCCCAGGCUGGAUAUGCUACGCCGAGAAGACCCAUCCACACGUCCUCCCACAUCUUUCCCGCCUCAAAUCUCCUCAAGCCCUCACAGGAACCCUCGUCAAAUCCGUCUUGGCCCAGCGCUACGGCAUCCCGCCCUCCAGCGUCUGGCAUCUCGCCCUGAUGCCCUGUUUCGACAAGAAGCUCGAAGCGAGCCGCUCAGAGCUGACCUCCUCAUCCUGGAUAUCCUCAACUUCAUCUCCUGCGGAAAGCGAGGGUGGGGUAAGAGACACAGACUGCGUAAUCACAGCCCGCGAACUGCUCCAUCUCGCCUCCGCGCGGAACAUUGACUUCGGCUCGCUACCACGCACACCCCUUCCCUCAUCAUCCCGCAUACCAUUCCCAGACCCCCUCCUCGACGCCUUUCUAUUUCCCCGCCGGAAACGACCUGGCAACGGCGACCCCGACGGCGGUUCCAGCGGCGGCUACCUCUGGCACAUCCUCCAAACCCACCGCGCCGCGCACCCCGGCUCCAGCAUUAAAAUCGAGCGGGGCAGAAACGCCGACGUGGUCGACUACCUCCUGCUCAGCUCCACCGGCGCCGUGAUCCUGCGCAUGGCGCGCUACUACGGCUUCCGCAACAUCCAGAACCUGGUGCGGCGGCUCAAGCCGGCCAAGGGGAGUCGCAUGGGUGGUGCGCGGGCUGUGGGUGGUGCGAGAAGGGCGAAUGGCACGGCGGGGAAGGAGGAGGAGUACAGUUAUGUAGAAGUCAUGGCGUGUCCUGGGGGUUGCACGAAUGGUGGAGGGCAGAUCAAGGUGCAGGAGGUUGCAGAGAUAAGAGGGCUCGAGGUGAUUAGUACGGAAGAGGGGUCGAUGGGACAGCCGGUUAAGCUGGGUCCGAAGGAGCAGAGGGAGUGGCUGAGACGGGUGGACGAGGCGUAUUUCUCUGCUGAGAGCGAGAGUGAUGGGGACGAAGAAUUGGAGCCGGAUGGUGGCGAUGUGGACGCAAUGGAUGUCGAUCAAAGAGAUGGGCGCGGGGAAGUGGUGAAUGGUAUCGAUACGGGAUACGUGAGGGAGAUGAUGCAGCAUUGGGCUCAGUUGACGGGAGCUGACUUGCAGACGCUCCUGUUUACGAGCUACAGAAAGGUGGAGAGUGAUGUGGGGAAGAAGGUGGGAGACGUAGAGAGAGUUGCUGGAUUGGCGAGCAGCAUCGGUGGUGGAUGGUAG